AUGAUCAUACUAUCCAGAUGGGGCUUCGCCAGGCCUAUCUCCCUCUCUUCGUGCUCCUACAGCUUGAGGAGGUAUGCUUCCAAAGCCAAGGCGAUAGAAGGUGAAAACGAAUGGGAGACGAUAAUAGGAUUGGAGAUUCAUGCUCAGCUGAAAACAGGUAGAAAGUUAUUCUCGCCCGCUUCGACAUCAUACGGUGAAGUACCAAAUACAAACGUCAAUUUACAUGAUGCUGCUUUCCCCGGCACUUUACCUGUCCUUGAUCUGCAUGCGGUCAGAUUGUCGUUGAUCACUGCUCUGGCGCUGAAUUGUCAAAUCAAUCGACGAUCAACAUUCGAUAGGAAACAUUACUUCUAUCAUGAUAUACCGGCGUCGUAUCAGAUAACACAGCAUUAUAAUCCACUCGCGAGGAAUGGUAAAUUACAGAUAUCUCAAGGCGAGAACAAUGUCAAGAGAACUUUCGAUGUGGGGAUACAUCAAUUGCAGAUUGAACAGGAUACAGCUAAAAGUCAGACUGUUGGAGACAACACACUCGUCGAUCUCAAUAGAGCAGGAACAGGAUUGAUGGAAAUCGUUACUAAACCAGACAUGAGAUCAGCAGAAGAAGCUGGUGCAUUCGUAAGGAAAUUACAAGGUCUACUUAGAAGAUUAGGAUCAGGUGAUGGUGAUAUGGAGAAGGGUAAUUUGAGAGUAGACGUAAAUGUCUCCGUCCAUCGAUAUGGUACACCUUUCGGAACGAGAUGCGAAAUUAAGAAUAUCAAUUCAGUCAGAUUCCUACAAGCUGCUAUAGAAUCAGAGCGACGUCGACAUAUACAACAUUAUCUCACAUCACCCAUCACGCCUAUCAAGCAAGAGACGAGGGGAUUGAACGAAUUAACAUUGGAGACGUUCUCUCUGAGGUCAAAAGAGGAAGCUAUGGAUUAUAGAUAUAUGCCUGAUUCCAACUUACCUGCUGUUGUCAUUGAUCCCGAGUACCUCUCCAGGUUGAGAACCGAAUUACCAGAAAUGCCGUGGCAAGUUGUGAAGCGAUUGACUGAUACGUGCGGCGUCCAGAAGAGAGAUGUGGAGACAUUGAUCGGAUUAGACGAGUAUGGGUUCGAGGGUAUACGGUAUUAUGAGGAUGUGAUUGGGGAGAAUAAGAAGAUUGCUAAGAAAGCUAUGAAUUGGAUCGUUCAUGAACUCCUCGGUCAAAUUGGAAAGUUAUCCAUUCCCUGGUCACGCACCCUCAUACCGUCAUCAUUGAUGCGAGAGAUGAUCCUGUUGAUUGAAGAUGGUAAAAUCACGGGAACGACUGGAAAAUCAAUUAUCAAACAUCUCAUCUGUGCCCCCGCUCCUUCUUCCAGCAAGGAUGUCACUCUUCAAGAUAUAUUAUCGAAUUUAGGAAUUAGUAUCAAUGAGAAUAACGAAUCAUCAAUUGAUAUCAAGAUGUUAUGUCAACAAGCUAUAAGCAACCAACCUAAGUCCGUCGCAGAUUAUAAAAAAGGGAAUGAAAAAGUCAUAAUGAGGUUGGUAGGUGAGGUUAUGAAGUUGAGUAAAGGUACGGCGGAUGCUAGGAAAGUGAAAGAAGAGUUGGUAGAGUUGUUAAAGGAUUGA
Molecule: messenger RNA, 1590 nt
Organism: Kwoniella botswanensis
Lineage: Eukaryota; Fungi; Basidiomycota; Tremellomycetes; Tremellales; Cryptococcaceae
Product: aspartyl/glutamyl-tRNA(Asn/Gln) amidotransferase, B subunit
Exons: 11
Coding region: 1-1590 (529 amino acids)
Biological process (GO): glutaminyl-tRNAGln biosynthesis via transamidation; mitochondrial translation
Cellular component (GO): mitochondrion; glutamyl-tRNA(Gln) amidotransferase complex
Molecular function (GO): glutaminyl-tRNA synthase (glutamine-hydrolyzing) activity
Source: RefSeq, a predicted model, not a curated record